AUGGAUGAAUUCGUGAACUGGGACAAUGCAGGGGCCUGUUUUGACACUGCUGAUGAAUUGCCCCGAGACGCAAUGCUGACCGGCAUCAACCUCAGCCUGGAUGCUCAGAACCUUGAUCUUGCCUUGGCCCAUCUCAACGAGGAUGACUGGAGUUACCAUGCUUUGGAGAACUUUUGCAAUCCGGUAGACAAUCUUGACUUAUCCAUUGAUGAAACUCCCCCGACCUUGGACUUUGCCGAACACAUGACGAAUCCCUGCCAUCAUUGCGCACUAGGUCGCUACUCCUGCAAAAAGAUCAAGGAAGGUCGGUACAAGGGUUACUGCACUAGCUGCGUGGCUCUUGGCGUUGAAUGCAGUUUUGGAGGAUGCGUGGCCGAUGCUAUUGAUCUGGACCCUCCAAAUAGUAUUCUCCCGGCCAACCCUUUCUCCUUCAUGGGACAUGACCCAGACUCCCUUUUCAACCACGAGCUGUUUCCGGAGGCAGCGCCGCCGGCUUCGCUCCCGUCGUCGUCUUUGGACCUCCUCUACCCGUCCGCCACUCCCACCGGGGAGGCUGGCUUCGAUGCAAUGCAAAGGCAAGGUCCACCACCCAAGAUUGGUGCCAGGUUCUCGCGCGAAUCUGUGCGAAUCUUGAAGAACUGGUUGUCUACACACAACCGACACCCAUAUCCUAGCGACGAGGAGAAGGAAGCCCUGCAGCGCCAAACUGGUCUUAACAAAACCCAGAUCACCAAUUGGCUAGCCAACGCUCGGCGCAGAGGAAAAGUUCAGCUUCCUCGCUCUACAUCUCCACAUGUGGGAAACUGGGCGGCAUCAAUCGACGUGCCGCAACGACGGGGAACCCCCGCGCUGGAAUGCAUGAACCCGUUGCAACGUUGGGAACACUCGCCCCCGGAGCAUGAAGCUGCAUCCGUCGCUGCCAUUGCCAGAGCGGUCACUGCAUCCUCGUCGUCGGCCCUGUCAUCUGGUCUGAACAGCCCCUACAGCUUCCACUUCACUGAUGAUGGAUCCAGCAGGUCGCUUUGCAAUCAAUCCUCGACCAGCAGUCUGGGCACAUCACAAUCCAGCAAUGGCUCGCAAGCCUCGGCCUAUUCUCAUGGUUCCCGCAACUCUUUUGGAUCAUUUGGCUCGACCCAAUUCAGCGCUCGCGGUCGUCGUCGUCGGCGACGAAAGGCCUCGCCCAAGCAAACCAAGGACGGCACUAGCAGCCUCGCCGUUUCGCCCAAGACUUUCCAGUGCACCUUUUGCACGGAGACUUUUCGAACAAAACAUGACUGGCAACGGCAUGAGAAGUCGCUUCACCUGUCUCUGGAACGAUGGGUCUGCGCACCGGAAGGGCCGAGGGUUGUUGACCCAGCCACAGGCGUACUGUGCUGCGUAUUUUGCGGCUUGGAAAGUCCAGACGACGCUCACAUUGAGAGCCACAACUACUCGGCAUGCCAGGAGCGAUCACUUGGAGAGCGAACCUUUUACCGGAAAGAUCACUUGAACCAGCACUUGAGACUGGUGCACAACGUCAAGUUCAUGGAUUGGGCCAUGAAGGCGUGGAAAGUUACUACUCCUGAGAUCCGGUCUCGAUGUGGGUUCUGCGGCAUCGUGAUGGACACAUGGACCCUUCGAGUUGACCAUUUGGCGGAGCAUUUCAAGACGGGCUACUCUAUGGCGGACUGGAAGGGUGAUUGGGGUUUCGAUGUGCCUGUUCUUGAUAUGGUUGAAAACUCUAUUCCUCCGUAUCUGAUCCAUCACGAACGCGUGUCUCCGCUACCUUACGCAGCUUCUCGGCCACCACUUGAAUCGCCAAGAAACGCCUACGAACUGAUCAAGCUGGAGCUGGCUUAUUUCGGCGCGAACCAUUGGGACCAACACCACGCAGCACCAAGCGACAACGACCUGCGGUUGGAAGGCUGCCGUAUCAUUUUCGCCUCCGAACUGCUCUCCCUGCAGGGAGUUGCCACUCAAAGCUCGUGGCUGCGUGAUCUGAUCAUGUCGGACGAGACUACUGCACAGAAGGCAAGAUUCGGUCCCCUGCGUGGGGCCGCCGAGUGCAGAAUGGCCACGCUCAAGAUUAACGGCAAGGACAACUUGUUCGAAGAAUGCCCCAUGGAAAGACAGUUACAGGCCUUUGUGGAGGCCAAGAAGCUGUUGGGAUUGACAACCAUGGAUAACGAGCUGCAAGAGGAGGCCUGUAAGAUCGUCGGCCGGGUUGAGGAAGUUUGCACCCACCCUUCCGACACAAUCGCCAAUUGGUUGUUGCGGCUGGUCACAUCCUCGACAGGUUGGCUGGCCGCAUUUCGACGUCGAGCUCAUCUGCCAAGAAGCGAAGACGUUGAGCACGAGACGGUCAGGUCUAGAGAUCCAUCAUCAAUCGACUCGACCAUUCAUAGCUACUCUCGUCUGGAGCGUGAGCUGGCAGACUACCUCAGACAGCAGAGAUGCGUCGGGCUGGAGCCAGCAGAUGCGGACCUUCAACGGCAGGCUCGCAUCAUUAUUUACGAGUUUGACGACGGAUGGAACCAAACCGCAGCCGACAAUGUCCAGUGGCUCGAGUCUUUCAGAAACCGACACCCGGAAGACGGCUCCCCCACCAGCGCGGACACUGCUACCGGGUCUGCCACCGCGCCAAGCACGAUGCAGAGCACGCAGCCGACAUCCGUCCUCGCAUCACCUCAGUCGCCGCAAGAAGGCCUAGGCCAAGCUGUCCGCAACGACUGCCCACCCUUGGCGUCGGUGGACAGUAGCAAGCCCAAAGACGCAGAAAUGCCAUUCUUCUCCGGCACUGCCAACAACUGCUAUCGGCGUCUCGCAAGGGAGUUGAGGCGUUGGGUCAAGUCAGCCAUGUCUCCCAACAACCCGAGCCAGCACGUACCGACCGAUGAAGAGCUGCAAUUUCAGGCACGCUGGAUCGUGUAUGACGAUGAUGACCCAUGGAACCAGACUGCAGCUGAUAACGCGGAAUGGCUGCAGCGGUUCAAGCGUGAUGUGGGCAUGGUGAAGGAUGCUGGGCCGGGGCUUCCAAGAGGUCGUGCAGGGGCGCUGGACCAGGGCGAGGCGUUUGCUGGAGACGUGCAGGUGCAUAUCCGCAACCGUUUUGGAGCUGGCGAUUUACAGAAAGAUGCUACUCCGUAG
This is a messenger RNA of Ustilaginoidea virens, 3126 nucleotides long. RefSeq lists its product as uncharacterized. Bases 1 to 3126 code for a protein of 1041 amino acids. The transcript is spliced from 3 exons. Lineage: Eukaryota; Fungi; Ascomycota; Sordariomycetes; Hypocreales; Clavicipitaceae. Gene Ontology annotation, biological process: regulation of DNA-templated transcription. Gene Ontology annotation, molecular function: DNA binding. The record is from RefSeq and is a predicted model, not a curated record.